CCUCAAGUAACCUAACAAGUAGCAUCCACUGAAGUGCACCUCUGUGUCCAACAGGUGGCAGGACUGUCAUUUAGGAAUUGGAGAUGUUUUUGUUCAGUAACUUCCUCCACCUGCUGCAACUCAUCCCACUGUACAAGAAGGAGAACUACGGUGGCUGAUGCAAAAACACGCAUGGCCCUAUCUAGAGCCAGUGUUUGAUUUGUCCAUUCUGGGCUACUGUAGAAACAACAUGGCGGACUCCGUGGAAGAGGACCAGCUCCAUAUGUUGGUGUACACGACUCAUUCUAAGGGAUAUUGUCACAAAAUGCAGUUGUUUCUUUGCCAAGACCGCUGCAUUUCCAGCGAGUAUAGCGCCACAAAGUUUGUUUUAUACCAAGACAUCACUGCAUUUCCAGCCGGGACAGUGCCACAGAAAAUGGUUUCCAGCGGCUUUUUAGCCACUCAUACCAGCGGAGAGAGUGGACGCACCUAAACAAGUAUGAGCGAAGCAUCCGCGCCCUGACGCGCUCCGGUGAGCGCAUGUUGGACCGGUGAGAGUGUGGACUAGUAUGAAGCGCCAUGGGUUGGUGUGACCGCGGGGUUCAAACGCUGCUGGCCACCGUGGGGGCUUUCGCUGCCUUCAGCCUGAUGACCAUCGCCAUCGGCACGGACUACUGGCUCUAUUCGCGCGCGUACAUCUGCAACAGCACCAAUACCACCACAGACGAGACCCAGCCGCAGCCCAAAACCAAGAAGGGAGAUCUCACUCACUCCGGGCUGUGGAGAAUCUGCUGUAUUGAAGGAAUCAAUCAAGGCAGCUGUUACAGGAUAAACCAUUUCCCUGAUGACAACGACUACGACACAGACAGCUCUGAAUACCUGCUGCGUAUAGUUCGUGCCUCCAGUGUGUUCCCCAUCCUCAGCACCAUCCUGUUGAUGCUCGGUGGGCUGUGCGUCGGGGUUGGUCGAGUCUACAACAAGACAAACAAUGUCCUCCUCAGCGCGGGCAUUCUCUUUGUAGCUGCAGGUUUGAGCAACAUAAUUGGCAUCAUCGUCUACAUCUCCAGCAACGCAGGAGACCCCAGCGAUAAACGUGACGAUGACAAGAAGUACACGUACUCCUAUGGAUGGUCGUUCUAUUUUGGUGCCCUCUCCUUCAUUGUGGCUGAAACUGUGGCUGUCCUCGCCAUCAACAUCUACAUUGAAAAGAACAAGGAAGUCCGCUGGAAGGCUCGGCGCGAGUUCAUCCGUUCACUCUCUUCCUCUUCCCCGUACUCAAGGAUACCGAGCUUCCGCUACCGCCGGCGGACGUCGCACGCCAGCUCUCAUUCGACAGAGGCAUCGCGGGAGAACUCACCUGUGGUUGGUCUGAAGGGGGCACAAUCCUCCAGUGGGCCCCUGGAUGAGUUGUCCAUGUACGCCCUGGCGAGGGACAGUGUGACGGAGAAUACAUACAGCCCCGAACACGAGGAGGCUGCAGAGUUCCUCCAGGUCCAUAACUGUUUCCCCAAUGAUUUAAAGGACGGGGUGAAUCGCAGAACCACACCAGUGUGAGAGGCAUGUUGCUUGGCUUGAGUUUCACCUGGAAGGACGAACAGGAAAUGAUGAAAAUCAGUCAGCCAAUUAGUUGGAGUGCUUGUGUUAGCCUUCAAACGUAGAAGCGCAGUUUUUGGGGAGACUGUCCAUUUUUGAAAGGACCUGAGGAGAAGACAGGACAUUCAGCUAGACAGAAGCCAAUUAACAGAACCUGAAAAUCAUUUAUCUGCUUUUAGAGAUCAUCAGAGCAGAGUUAUAUUGUCUGUGCAGUAGCUGAAUCAAAAUUGAUGUUAUCUUUCAACUGUCGAAAUGCUUAAAUGAGCCUUGUGUGUUGCAACCCGUUCUCACUCCCAGGGCAUCAAAUAUGGCAGCUUGGUCAGUGGCAUCUUAGCGUCUGGUAUUGACACACAAGGCACCCUCUUGCAUCUGUAUGAGACACACUGGGCUUUCAUAUGUCUCCAGUGUAAAUCCAUUGGCAAUGGCGUAUAAAGCGCGAGAAAGUCUGUGUUGGUUGGGAGUGAGGGGUGGCCGAAGGGUUAAAAAAGUAAAGGACUUUCACCCAGGAGACCACCGUUCAUGUCCAGUGUGGAACAAUGACUUUAUAUCAAGAUGGACAACACUACUCUACUUCCUCCCAUUGUACAUAAAUGAAGCCAACAUACAGGCAGAUAUGGGCGCUGCCAUCUUGCACUGAUGAUGUCAUUUGGAGCCAAAGUCUGUGAAGUAGCUAUCGGGAAAUGGAGCUACCGCUAUCAAGGUCUCGCCCAUCCACCCAUCUGACCCAAUCAAUCAUGUCAAUCUUGACGUCAAACCCCGUUUUUAUAGAAUCAAAUAACUAACUGAAACCAAACUUAUCAGAAAAAUGAAUACUUGAAAAUCAGCUUGAUAAGAAUGACCUAAAGUUACAGAAAACAUCUUUGAGAAUUUUUUAUUUUUUAUUUUGACCUAUACUUUGAUUUUAGCCCAUGUCCCAUCUGCUAACAUGGAGGGGGCGAGGUUUAUGACCUAUACUGCAGCCAGCCACCAGGAGGCGAUGGAGAUGUUUUGGCUUCACUUCUGGGGAGCUGUCAUCCUGUCCAUCUUUUUAAACGGUCUGUGGUGUGAAACCAAAAGUCAACAUUGAGUUUUUUUAAUCACGUCACAUACUAACAUCACAUGACAUACAUGGUGUGACGUAUGACAAACUCUUUAACUUAUUCACGUUAGUGACGUUACAUAACAAACUUCAUCAGUCCAAAACUGAUGCUAGAGGGGUACCUAGAGCAACAUAGUUUGAAGCGUAGGGCCACUGACCAACCUGCCGUACCUGAGAAGUUGAGAGUGACAAUGCGCUGGUGGAUCACAACCCUUGUUUGUGUAACGGUCACUAAACAUUGUGGGUGUGACGUGUUGAGUUGUGUCAAUCAGCAGUAUUCUACCUGUAAAUUAUUCAACAAGGUGCUAAAUGAAAUGUGCUCUUCAACUUGAAAGUGUUUCCUUUGUGUGUGCAGUUGCUAUAAAUUGUGGACCCUUCUCCAAAGUGUGUAUUGUGUCCUCAUAACCAGUCUGGUCUUGCCUUAUACUCGAAUAUGUUUGAAAGAGACAACAGGGGCUCUCUCUGCCUCUCUUAGCACUGUCCUUUAGCAUAAUGUAUGGCCUUUUGAACAAAAUCAAAUUAUAAAUAUUCUAAACUUUUUUUUCAGUAUGGUUUGGGAGUCAGUGUCGACAAAUGUCUGAGAAUGUACUGAAUGUUUAGUAUUUUACCAGAUUGUACAUGUCAGUCCUCCAAACAAUAUGAAAGGUUUUGUCUCCCUCGCCGUCUCUUCCCCAAUCCUAUUCUUCUCUGACAUUUGUCAGUCGAACAAAUGUCCGUUUUGUCAGUGGAGCACCUCCGUUCAGUGGCCCCUUUUUAUUCACUUCCAUAACAGUCCGCCAUCCUUCCGUCACCCCCCACCCCCCGAUGGAUGUGACAUUGUGUAUGUGCCUGUUACAAGAGAAGAGCAGCUGACAGAACGGGGGUGCCCAGAACUGUGACAAUGGCACAGGUCAGGACUUCCUUUUGCUCUGAAUGAAAACAUCCAGAGUGUUUAAUGGAUAAGGAUCAGAGCCAGGCGGAGAAUGUCUGUCACACCGCCUGUGAGUCCAUCUGGCUGCCUUCAGCCCCCCUUCUCCCAUCCCAUGUCGAACAGAGGACCCAGACAGGAGCAGAGGGAGCUGUCUGCAACUGCGUCCCUGAAGGAUUUGGCUCUAAUAUCCAGACGUGUGUGUGUACUGUCGUCCUGCACGUCCUUCACUGCUCUUUCUUUUAGUUCUCUCAGGAAAUACUGUGUUGUUGUGGCAGGUUGGACACUUUUGAGGUCCUCUCCCUACUUUGUGGCAGUGCUGGGAGAUGGACCAGUGAUAAAGAUAAACCUGGUGAAAAUGAUCUGAGAAAAAAAGCCACUACUGUAUUUAGUAAAUGCUGUGAGUGUUUGCUUGAGCUUGCUCCAAGAACCAGCUGGGGUGGGCUUUAUUUUUCAGUCUUAGGGCUAUUGAGUUGGUUCUGGUUUGGUAAGUGAGCUCACUCAACCACAAAGUUGUAUUUGAUUGUAUUUAGUGUUUGAUAUGCCAUUAAAGAAACCAUGUCGUACGCCAGGCUGAGCACGUGUAAAUGAAAGCCAUCAGUUUGAUCCAUGAGUGUAGAUCUUACACUUUUAUAUUACAGUUUGGGAAAGAAAAUCCAGAUGUGUUUGUUUGUAAUGUAAAUCUGUAAAGUUGUAAAUAAAAACACAAUAAAAAAAGAAAAGAAAGAUUGAAUG
Epinephelus moara (kelp grouper) is the source of this 4292-nucleotide messenger RNA. RefSeq names its product calcium channel, voltage-dependent, gamma subunit 4b (gene cacng4b). The transcript is spliced from 7 exons. The coding region runs from base 559 to 1533 and encodes 324 amino acids. Gene Ontology annotation, cellular component: AMPA glutamate receptor complex; voltage-gated calcium channel complex; postsynaptic density membrane. The record is from RefSeq and is a predicted model, not a curated record. Gene Ontology annotation, molecular function: voltage-gated calcium channel activity; channel regulator activity. Gene Ontology annotation, biological process: postsynaptic neurotransmitter receptor diffusion trapping; neurotransmitter receptor transport, postsynaptic endosome to lysosome; transmission of nerve impulse. Lineage: Eukaryota; Metazoa; Chordata; Actinopteri; Perciformes; Serranidae.